Molecule: messenger RNA, 3308 nt
Organism: Symphalangus syndactylus (siamang)
Lineage: Eukaryota; Metazoa; Chordata; Mammalia; Primates; Hylobatidae
Gene: ARMC1
Product: armadillo repeat containing 1
Molecular function (GO): protein binding; metal ion binding
Source: RefSeq, a predicted model, not a curated record
AGGUGUCAGGUCACCUGGGAAGAGUCUGCAGGGCCUUUCCCCGCCAGCGCCUUUGCUCUUUGGCUCCCUGAGUUAGUUCGGUUGUUUGCGAUCGCCGCGGCCGGGGCUGCGAACCGAAGGGCUCGCUCCGCGCCGCCUGGGUCUCUACCUCAUCCGUAGGUGUGGCCCUGAUGGUGCGGCAGGCUCUGGACUCCUAAAGCUCGGGAGCGGUAUGUGGGGUCCACGGGCGGCAGACAAAGCAGUGGAGCCGGGAAGGCCGCGGGAAGCGGCCCCUGCGCCGAGGCAGCGAAUCUGCCUGGGAGGGGCGCCCCGCCUGCUUCUUGUCAGAUCCAGUAGUGCGUCCCAGUGAGGCGCUUUAGCACGCUCUACCCCCACGUGUCCCGUGAAUCUGUUAGGAACCUUUAAGUGACCAGAGCGCUCAUUAAAGGAUGAGAAAUAUUCUUUGUCAUAGAAUGAUUUGUUUGUCCAAGUUGAACUAAACAAGAGAAAGUAAAGAAUUUAAGAUUUUAUUCAUGUGCCUGGCAUAGAAGAUGAAUUCUUCCACCUCCACCAUGAGUGAAGAGCCUGAUGCUCUAUCGGUAGUUAACCAGUUACGGGAUCUAGCAGCAGAUCCAUUAAACAGAAGAGCCAUUGUCCAGGAUCAGGGAUGUCUGCCUGGCCUUAUUUUAUUUAUGGACCACCCCAACCCUCCAGUCGUCCACUCCGCUUUGCUUGCUCUUCGAUACUUGGCAGAAUGCCGUGCAAACAGAGAAAAGAUGAAAGGAGAACUGGGUAUGAUGUUGAGCUUACAAAAUGUUAUACAGAAAACUACAACUCCAGGGGAAACAAAACUUCUGGCCUCUGAAAUCUAUGACAUUCUUCAGUCCUCCAAUAUGGCAGAUGGUGAUAGUUUUAAUGAGAUGAAUUCACGUCGAAGGAAAGCUCAGUUUUUUCUGGGAACUACAAACAAACGUGCCAAAACAGUGGUUUUGCAUAUAGAUGGCCUUGAUGAUACGUCUCGGAGAAAUCUAUGUGAAGAGGCUUUGUUAAAAAUUAAAGGUGUUAUUAGCUUUACUUUUCAAAUGGCUGUUCAAAGGUGUGUGGUGCGAAUCCGUUCAGAUUUGAAAGCUGAGGCUUUGGCAUCAGCAAUAGCGUCAACCAAGGUUAUGAAAGCUCAGCAAGUUGUGAAAAGUGAAAGUGGAGAAGAGAUGUUGGUCCCAUUCCAAGAUACUCCUGUGGAAGUAGAACAGAACACAGAACUACCUGACUACCUGCCUGAGGAUGAGAGUCCCACAAAGGAACAGGACAAAGCGGUGUCCCGGGUCGGCUCACACCCAGAAGGUGGAGCUAGCUGGCUUAGCACAGCUGCAAACUUUUUAUCCAGAUCAUUUUAUUGGUGACUUCACUUUUGGGCUCAAGGACUGUGUGAACCAACAAGGGGCCAGUUUUCCAUUGUUGUGGUGAACUGUCAAGUGCAAUUUGCAAUAAGUUAUCAUGAAAAGUUUUUAGAUUACAUGAUCGCAUAUGCUGCAUUUCACAUUUUAUUGGACAUUUUACCCCACUGAGUGGUAAAAAGGACAGAGGCUACAGAUGGAGUUGCUUUGUUUAUGAAAGUAUUUUGGUUUUGUUUUCUUUCAUUUAAUUGCCUCAUAUUUAAAAACCAUGGGUCCACUGUUAAAACCACAUGUGUAUGUGCAGCUUUACAUUUUAUUUUACAUGAAGCAUGUGAUUAGGAAAACUCACUUUCUUCUCAAGCCUCAGGACCUACCUGAAGAGAAGUUUUCUUGUAGCUCAAGUUGUGCAUGAAUUACUGAAUAUUUUACUGUGCUUUUCUUCAUGAAGGGUACAUGCUUUGUACUCUUCACUGAAAGCUGAAAACAUUUCUUGUUACCCUCUUUUGUGCCUUUUUAUUUUGCCAACCGUGUUUAUAGAAAGGACAUUAGUAAUGACAUUUUGCAAAUUAAAAACAUUCAUUUGAACAUAGUAGUCACCUAGAAAAACAACUCUACAAAAAUUUUGCAGCCUUAUUCAUUAUAAUUUUAAUAAAAUUAACACAAAAUCAGUCAAGAAGGAAACAUGUAUAUUAGUGAAGUGUUUUUGGAGACUAUUUGAAUGUGACCAAAUGUGGUUCUAGUUGACUUCUUUUCACUUUGGCUUAUAUCAGUUCUUGAGAGUUAAUGUGAUCAUGAUAUUGCAAACAACUGUAAAUGGUCUCUAGGCCUUACUUUGUGAUCAUACGUUAUCUCCCGCUAGAAAAAAAUAAUGGUAGUAAAGAACUGACACACUGAAAAUAAGAAAACAAAAAUCAAAUGCCUAUAAUACCAUAAUGCCACUUUGGUAUAGAGUCUAACUUUAAAACAUGAAUUGCUCGACAGAAUUCUAUUCAGUAGGUGUUUCUUUGUAUUGCCUUUUGUGAAUUUAUUAUGAAAAUGCUGCAGUUGUGUUAAAUGAAAAAGACCCAAAUUAUUGCUUAUGAAGAAAUAAAGCCAGCAUUGAUUACUUAAUCUUGUUUCUCAUGUCCAGCCAGAAAAAUAGAACUUCAGUGAAGGUAAGAUAAAUAAACACAUACACAUAUGUUUUUUUGGUAGAUAAGUGCUAAUUACAUAUAUGUAAUGCUUUAUUAAAUUUCUGAAAUAUUUGGUGACUAAAAUUUUCUUUUUGGAAAUUAAUAAGUCCAGAUACAUAUUAAUGUUGAUAUGACGAAAAACAAAUAGGAAGAAAUUGAAAUUUCUUUUCAUCAACAUGUAGAGCUGCUAUUUUACUAUUUGGGGAAUAUGAUGUAAAAAUUGGACCCCAAAGGGUUUCCUUGUGUUUUCAUUGUAAAAUACCAUCAUCAGUGAGAGUCUUGAGUUCACUAACAUUGUCACCUUCUGGAGAGAGUUAUUGGGGGCAUUGAGGAUGAUAUUUUUUUCAUGUGUUUGGUUUCUGAUUCAAGUGACACGCACAAACUGAAAACAACAACAACAACAACAACUUUCAGGGCACCCGUUGCUCUAAAUGCAUAAUAUAACUUGCUGCCAGAACCAGAUGUGUUGAAAAAAGAAAAUAAAACCACCCUCUUUCUAUAGCCAUUAAAGCAAAGUUUACUGUUCUAACAAAUUUGUAUUUUAUUUUGCAUUGCCACACAUCUGCGUAUUUAAAAACUACAUCCCUUUGGUAGUAAUGUUUCAGGACAAGUAGGUAUUACAGCUUGAUGUUUGUGUGUUCUAAUUCUAAGAGUUCUUUAUUCCAGAUCAUAUAGAGUAGUUAAGGCAACUGUAACAGCAUUUUUUGAAAUACAUUGUAAAAUAAAUAAAAGGUAACAUAAUUAAAAUUGAGUGGAUAUUAUA